Molecule: messenger RNA, 1698 nt
Organism: Alternaria alternata
Lineage: Eukaryota; Fungi; Ascomycota; Dothideomycetes; Pleosporales; Pleosporaceae
Exons: 4
Coding region: 468-1361 (297 amino acids)
Source: RefSeq, a predicted model, not a curated record
CAUGGCGUCUGAAGCAGAUGAUUCGGUGCCACUGAUAAGCCAUGCGCCGGCAAGUGUAGCAGGUACGUUAUAAGAAGGAGCUCGUUUUCUCCAAGUUGUCUCCUCUGGAACCGCGCUGUCGAAAGCGCCCUGGGGUUAUUCGCUGUACUUCCCGAUACUACAGUUGCACAAUCUUACAAGUGCAUGCCUUGAAAGCACCAUUUCGAGCAUAAGGGCACAACUCGAUAUGCCCUUGUCCCAAAAGACGCAUUACCUAGUGCACCCGAAGUUUCCAACUUCUCAGCGUUUCGCUAACGAUCGCAGUAUAUCGAGACGUUUGUUCACGGAUUCGUAGCCUGCGAGACUUGCGCAAGUUCGGGCAGAGUCAAAAGAGCUCAGAGAGCGCAUUUCCUCAAGGGCCUGUAGAACUUCGCAAGCUUGAACAACAACAUUUUCCGAGUCCGCUUCAUACCUCUCGUCUCGCAGGCAUGAGUGAUGUGGAGACUGAUAAAGAAGCAAAAGCUGCACGAAUAUGGCUAUUGGGUAUGCUGGAAUAUCAGAACAGGUUCAUGAGCCGUCAGCACGAGCUAGGGAUGUUCAGACGCGCUAUAGAAAAGCAGUUGAAAGGCCGGCAAGAGGAGUGGUCUGAUCUGGAACGCCUCUACAUGGCACUUACAGACCGUGAUCUUGCGUCACCAUUGGAGCGAUUGCGUGCAGCAUUCAUGGUCGUGUUCCACCUCAACGAGCGUCUUCAGCAUGCAUCUGACAUGGAUGCUGAAUUGUUCAAAACGCGCGAGGGUAUCCAAACGGCUGACAACGCUUCCAUUAUCGACGAUAACGCUGGCUGCUGUCCAAUCUGCCAAACCUCAUACACUUCUCUUGCAGAUCGCCCAAUCGAAGAGCUGUUAGCCGACUAUCCUGUACGAAUCAAGCACUGUGGCCACAUUGUUGGCAAAGCUUGUCUCGAGCAGUGGAUGAGAACACCAAAGAUUGAAGAGGCGAAAUACCCAUAUCGCACGUGUCCGCAUUGCCGUAUCAAAAUCGAAGGCGUGAAAUCGCCUCCGGUGCCUGAGGGAUUGUUGGAUCAUCUGAAGACCAACCGACGAGCCAUAGAGACAGGACGAGAACUAAUGUACGGGUAUGAUAUGGAUCCCGAAGAGCGUCUCAGCGCUGUCACCGCUUGUAUGAGCGAAGAGAUCUCCUGUAUACAGCUGUUAUCCAAGAUCGAAUGGACAGAGGACCAAAGGGAGGACAAGUGUAUCUUAGAAGACAAGCUGGUGGGCCUGAGGAAUGAGAGGUGGGCUUGGGGUUUCAGAGGAGACGGCAUCUGGGCCAAGCUGAGAGCGGAGUGGAUGGACAGCGGUGUCAUCCGGGAGGGCUGAGGAGAACCAUGAUAGCGCGUCUGCACGUCGCCGAGCGUUUUUCGUUCCUUCGCUCCUGCUUACACUAAUGUUCAGCGGAAGACAUCAGAAUGGACUCGGACGAAAAUAUGAGGAUUUCGUGGGUGUCACGAAAGGGCCGAACUAGCUGCCCGUAUUUGCUAGCUCUUAGCUUUUGAGGCAGUGCAAGUUCAUGAGGCAUUUUCAAAUGUCAAAAACAACGCAUCACGAGGGCGGACUUCCCCGCCUGCUCGAAUAUCGCGCACAGAUUCGGGGCUGUCAAGCGUAGCUUCGUUGAAAACGGAGGUUUCGUGAAGACGCAACAGCAAACCAAUCUACA